AUGAGCUGUGAUGUGUUGGUGCUGCUCUUAUCUCCUGUCUCUGCAUGCAUGUACCUGUGGACUGGGAAAUUUGCAACAAAAAGUGAGCAGCUGGUAGGGGAAGACCUAGACAUGGACUCAAGCAAAUUCUUGGCAGAGACAAUCACCCCAUUGGAGGAGCUAAGAGAGAAGCCAUCUGAAAUGAGGACAAAAAUGGAAUUGCUGAUUAUGGAAGCCCAGGCUGAUUUUGUGCAGGCACUUGAAGCCCUGGAAACUAAGUCAGAACAGCAUUUCCAUGUUGAUCGAUGGCUGCGCCCUGAAGGUGGUGGUGGAGUCACAUGCAUUUGUCAAGAUGGAGAAGUGUUCGAGAAGGCAGGGGUGAAUGUAUCUGUAGUGAAUGGAGUGCUUCCACCCAGUGCAGUUGCCCAGAUGAGAGCCAGGGGAAAGCAGCUGCCAGAAGGGAGGACCCUUCCCUUCUUUGCAGCUGGUAUUAGCUCUGUGAUCCAUCCAGUGAACCCCCAUGUUCCCACUGUGCACUUCAAUUAUCGAUACUUCGAGGUCCAGGAUGGUGAUCAGGUACAGUGGUGGUUUGGUGGUGGGACAGACCUCACGCCAUAUUAUCUCUAUGUGGAUGAUGUGGUGCAUUUCCACUCUGCCUUGAAGGCAGCUUGUGACCGUCAUAAUUUGACCUACUAUCCAAAGUUCAAAAAGUGGUGUGAUGAUUAUUUUCAUGUGGUACAUCGGGGGGAGCGGCGUGGUGUUGGUGGCAUCUUCUUUGAUGACCUUGACACUCCAGAUCCAGAGUCUGUUUUUGCAUUUGUUCAUUCAUGCUCUCAAUCUGUCAUACCAUCAUAUAUUCCUUUAGUGGAAAAGCGAGCAAGUAUGCCCUAUUCAGGUGAAGAGCGAUUGUGGCAGCAGUUGCGACGUGGCCGCUAUGUGGAGUUCAAUUUGAUAUAUGACCGUGGGACCAAGUUUGGCCUGUAUACUCCAGGUGCAAGGAUUGAAAGCAUUCUCAUGUCCUUGCCAUUGACAGCCCGUUGGGAGUAUAUGCAUGAGCCUACUGAGGGGACAAGGGAGCAGGAAUUGUUGGAAAUUCUCAGGGAACCUAGGGAUUGGAUCUUAUAAAUUGUAUCAAGGA
This is a messenger RNA of Darwinula stevensoni, 1117 nucleotides long. The record is from the annotation of a GenBank genome assembly. Lineage: Eukaryota; Metazoa; Arthropoda; Ostracoda; Podocopida; Darwinulidae.